Messenger RNA from Synchiropus splendidus (mandarinfish), 3839 nucleotides. RefSeq names its product DEAH (Asp-Glu-Ala-His) box polypeptide 33 (gene dhx33). Lineage: Eukaryota; Metazoa; Chordata; Actinopteri; Syngnathiformes; Callionymidae. The transcript has 13 exons. Gene Ontology annotation, molecular function: ATP binding; RNA binding. The record is from RefSeq and is a predicted model, not a curated record. Bases 571 to 2616 code for a protein of 681 amino acids. Gene Ontology annotation, biological process: positive regulation of transcription by RNA polymerase I. Gene Ontology annotation, cellular component: nucleolus; intracellular anatomical structure.
CUUCCACUCUUUACAUGAUGGGACGUCUGAAAGGUCAGUCAGCUUCACACUCUCUGACUUGGAUGAUCCAUACACAGAGCCAAAUCUCCCUAUAGACAGCAUCUUGUCGGACCUUACCCAAUGAUAUAAGCCAGGACUCCAAGCUGGAUCAGGCGGCACACGACCCCCACCCUUCUGUUGCGCACCAGCACCUGCCGUGGGGUCUCGUACUCAAAGAAGAAGUCGGAGAUGGCGUUGGUGAUUUGCUCUUUCAUCUUCUCAGAGGAGGGUCUCCUCGUCUGAACAAAAUCCCCCUCAGACUCCUCCGCUGGUCUGUGCCUGGUUCCUCACUGAUGCCAAAGGUGCUCUGCCUCCUCCUUAGUGAGCGUCUGCUGUCCGACAGUUCGCUGCUGAGGCAAAGCGAUGACGUCACAAGUAGGCGCCGGAUGAAACCACGUGGGACGUCUGUCGCAGAAAAACAACCAGGAGGCAGUCGCCAAAGGAGCAUGAGGAUAUCACUCUUUAUUUCGUACUAAAACCGAACAACAUCGACAACCCCUGUUUAUUUCUCAUCGUGACUUUCUUCGGACAAUGCCCUAUGACCCCGACACUCCACCGGCUAAAAAGUUCAAGCCGGGAUCCGUCUUUUUUCGCCUGGACAAGCAGAAACCGGGAAUGCUGCUGCCUCGGAAGGGGAAUGCGACGACUCCCAUCGAGGUCCAAAGGAAGCAGCUACCUAUCUACCAGGCGAAGGUCCAGCUGCUGGCCCAGCUGAGGCAGCUGCACACCGCCAUCCUCAUCGGGGAGACCGGGUCGGGGAAGACCACCCAGAUCCCUCAGUAUUUGUUCGAAGCUGGUAUCGGACGUCAGGGUUUAGUGGCGAUCACACAGCCUCGGAGAGUCGCUGCCAUCUCUCUGGCAGGAAGAGUCGCCGAGGAGAAGAAGACUCAGCUGGGCAAACUGGUUGGCUACACUGUGCGUUUUGAAGAUGUCACCUCACCAGAGACAAAGCUGAAGUUCAUGACGGAUGGGAUGCUUCUGCGGGAGGCCAUCGGUGAUCCCUUGCUGCUGCGCUACACCGUCGUGGUGCUGGACGAGGCCCACGAACGCACCGUGCACACUGAUGUGCUUUUUGGAGUCGUGAAGACUGCUCAACGCAAACGAAGGGAGCUCGAGAAGAUUCCUCUUAAGGUGAUCAUAAUGUCAGCUACCAUGGACGUGGACCUUUUCUCUGAGUACUUCAACAAGUCUCCGGUUCUUUACCUGGAGGGCCGCCAGCACCCCAUCCAGAUCUACUACACCAAACAGCCGCAGUCCGACUACCUGCAGGCAGCUCUGGUCUCCAUCUUUCAGAUUCACCAGGAGGCGCCUCCUUCCCAUGACAUCUUGGUCUUCAUGACGGGCCAGGAGGAGAUCGAAGCUCUUGCUAGGACAUGUAGAGACAUCGCCAAGCAUCUGCCUGACGGCUCUGGUCCCAUGGUGGUCAUCCCUCUGUACGCAUCGCUGCCACCUGCUCAGCAGCUGAGGGUCUUCCAGCCCGCCCCCAAAGGUUCCAGGAAAGUCAUUCUCUCCACCAACAUAGCAGAAACAUCUGUCACCAUCUCCAGGAUCAAAUAUGUUUUAGACACAGGGAUGGUGAAGGCAAAGAAAUUCAACCCUGACAGUGGUCUGGAGGUGUUGGCUGUGCAGCGGGUGUCUAAAGCUCAGGCCUGGCAGCGGGCGGGUCGAGCUGGAAGAGAGGAUUCUGGCUUCUGCUACCGCCUGUACACCGAGCAGGAGUUUGACAACUUCAUCCCCAUGACUGUCCCCGAAAUCCAGAGGUGCAACCUGGCGGGGGUGAUGCUGCAGCUCAUGGCUCUGGGGAUUCCAGAUGUGAUGAACUUUGAUUUUAUGUCCAAACCGUCUCCCGAGGCGGUUCGGUCGGCAGUAGAGCAUCUUGAACUUCUUGGUGCUGUGGAGAGGAAGGAUGGGCAGGUUCUUCUCACUGCUCUUGGUAAAAAGAUGGCUAGCUUCCCCCUGGAGCCCAGGUUUGCAAAGACCAUCCUGAUGUCGCCCAACUACUCCUGCUCAGAAGAAAUCUUGAGCAUCGUGUCUCUCCUCUCUGUGGACACGGUGCUGUACAACCCUCCGGCCCGCCGCGACGAGGUGCUGGCGGCUCGCAGGAAGUUCACCUCCAGCGAGGGAGACCACAUCACUCUGCUCAACAUUUACCGAGCGUUCAAGAAAGUCAGCGGGAAUAAGGAGUGGUGCCGCGAGAACUUUGUCAACAGCAGAAACAUGGGUCUAGUCAAAGAGGUCCAAGCCCAGCUGAGAGAAAUCUGCCAGAAGCUGAGUUUAAAGCUGGAAUCCUGCGGGACGGACAUGACCAACGUCCGCCAGUGCCUCGCCCACGGGAUGUUUGUCAACGCUGCUGAGCUGCAGCACGACGGCAGCUACUUGGCCCUGGACACUCACCAGCCGGUCUCCAUCCACCCGUCCUCCGUGCUCUUCCAGGCCAAGCCGGCCUACGUGGUCUUCAACGAGCUGCUGCACACGUCCCGCUGCUACAUGAGAGACCUCUGCCUGGUGGACGCCGACUGGCUGGUGGAGGCCGCGCCCGACUACUUCGCCCGCAAACUGCACCCCACUAAAAGCUAGCGGGGGCAGGAUCACACAGGGAAUGCUCUCAGUCCGAUAUGGAACUAGUUUGGAAUAUUUUCAGAUGCCUCUACCUCCAACCUGACAGGCGCCUCUCUGUCACUGCAGCUGGUCUGUCACUCUCAGGCCGCCUUCACGCCACUCAACAACUUGAUGGAAACCUUCAGUCUGCUGAAGAAUGUUCACUGCGGAACUUCUCCUCAUCUGAAAUACAGAUUUUGCUACCCAACUGCAUAAUUCCUCCCAAUAUUUGCCAGUUUGUUCUGGCAUGGACCCAGGAACAUGAUUGUUGACACAGAGGGAGAGAUCAUCCACCAAAUGCCACAACUAAACAUGCUAAAAAAAGUAUAAAUGAGAUUAAAUGGAAAUGUAGUGCUAUUAUGAACUGACAAAUAACUACAGGGAAAGAGACUGACAUGAAAAACAGGCUGUUGAGCAGUUUUCUUCAUUUAUCUUUCAGUUAUCAUUUUUAUCCCUACUUUUUAAUUGAUUUAUAUAAGUUCCAGAGUCCAUUAUUUGCUGAAAAUAACCGCAUUGUGCUAUUUAAAAUGGUUUUCUUAAGCUUAACGCUGAAUUACUUUUUAAAGAGCCAUUCAAGUUGACUUUAUCUGAAGUGGCCUCACGGCAAAUGUAUUUCUUGACUGGCAUAUGUGAAGAAAUUCAUAUUACUAGAGAAACCAAAUGUUCAUGAUAAAUACAAACGUCGACGAAAUGUGUUCUGAUCUCAGAAGCUUUUCUACACAACAUCAGGUGUUGAUCUGCCCUACCUGGCUCGUCUCAAACCCCAGUGACACGGGUGUUGCCGUCUUCCUCCAGUGUUUUUAUAUGCAAACAAAGCAGUUUUGGCAUCUGCUCUGGUGUUGCAGUGAUGUGAGAGCAGCUUGGCUCUGAUACUUGAACCAAGAGAGUGCAGAGUAAAAGUCGACUCCGGCUUGUGCAUGCAAGUCCCCUCAGUCCAUGCAUGUCAAGAGUGGCAUGCUCCGGGUCUGUUGUCAGGUCGUAUGCAGUGCAUGCUGGUUACACUCUUUUUUUGUACUCUGGAAAUGGCACCUUGAAUUUUGCACCAUGAAAACCAAAUUGUACAAUAAAUCCACUGAAAUAUAUUUGUCUUCUUUAAAGAAGUUCUUCUCAGGACUGAUGGUAACCUUCUUUCACAUAACCUUUUUUUUAAAUUGAACUCACACUUCUAUUUGUCCUGCUAAUAAAAACGGAUUGCUUUAGUU